AUGCCCAUGUCGGAGAAUGCUACCACAGACGAGCUUCAUCUCAAAUACCCGCUAUUUUGCCAUGCUAUCCGCACAAUACUCACUAAAGCAAUAACGAAGCAAAGCCAGUUGAGCAAGCACUUACGAGAACAACUGGCUUCCAGGAUCAUUGUGCAGGGAGAACGGAGCAUUGACUUGCUCUUGACUGUCAUCAUUGUUGCUGUUAUCUUCGAAUAUGACCUGAUGCUCUGGUCGUCGCAGAUCGAAGAUGCGUGCGAUCACCUCAGUAAGAACAAAGAAUGUGAAGGAGACGUCAUACUGGUCGCCGCUGCGCGUCUGGCAAAGAUUGUUGUCAGCGCCGCCGAAGUAUCACGAAGAGCUUCGGAUGACCACAAUACAGCAAGGCAUGCUAUGAUGGCUAUUGACCCUCUAAUAUUGGCGCUUAACAACUUCAAAAGUUCACUCCCUAUUGAGAUUCUACAGCACUGGUUAAUUAUCGGUCUCACUCAAACCGCCCAGGUUGCCAUCUACGAUCUUGCGCUCUUAACAAAGCCUACGGAUGAGCUGUCAGUGUCGAAUCUAGCGUUCGAGCCCAGCCGCAUCGAGUACUUUAUGGAGCUUCUAGAGACCAGUAAAGCCUGUCGAGAACACGCUUGGAAUGGCGGCGUCAUAGGUCUGACGGCUCCAUCGAUGCUCGUAUUCUCGUAUUGUAUCAAGACCUUGUACAGAUUCGCCAGCCUCAAAGGAAUCCCAGACUGGAUACCACCCAUCGUCCAAUCAAGCUUCGACAUCGUGCAAUGUCUAGAGAGGUUUGCCGAGAUUGCUGAGCAGGCUAACAUGGAAUUCAAAGCCAAGACAGGCGAGGAUACUCUAUUUGCUGCAGCUGCGGAAACGCUAAGGGGUAUGGCACCAAAUUGGAAACUCCCUACGAGCGAGCACGAUGAUGCCAUGGGCAGCACAGUGGACGGAUGGAAUGACGGGUUUGGUGAUAUGGGGGUAAUGGACUUUGCGAGCGACUUCUGGAUGCCUAGCGUUUUCAAUCUUUGA
Messenger RNA from Alternaria incomplexa, 1026 nucleotides. RefSeq lists its product as uncharacterized. NCBI's taxonomy places the organism in Eukaryota, Fungi, Ascomycota, Dothideomycetes, Pleosporales, Pleosporaceae. Bases 1 to 1026 code for a protein of 341 amino acids. The transcript has 3 exons. The record is from RefSeq and is a predicted model, not a curated record.